This is a messenger RNA of Cheilinus undulatus (humphead wrasse), 2924 nucleotides long. Its product is annotated as ubinuclein-1-like. The record is from RefSeq and is a predicted model, not a curated record. The transcript has 14 exons. Lineage: Eukaryota; Metazoa; Chordata; Actinopteri; Labriformes; Labridae. The coding region runs from base 88 to 2484 and encodes 798 amino acids. Gene Ontology annotation, cellular component: nucleus.
GCGCACCUGCAUGAAUUUCUCCUUAAUUAAAACCCUCUUCACCAUGUUCAGACCAAACCUCACAGUGUGCUGGUGUAUACAAGUAUCAUGGCCCAGUCUCGGAGGAUUCAGUUAACUACGUUGUCCUGUGAUGCAGGCCUACCUUCGUCCUCGGUAAAGCAGGCCCCGGCCUCCAAGACUCCUCCAGGUGUUCAACAGGAGAAAGAAAACCAUCCAGACACCAACGCGGUCCGCCUGGUGCUCACUUUAUUUGAACCUGACGAGAGGAGCUUCCCCGAGUUUAGCUACAGUCAGCUCAUUGAAAAUAAGAUCACGGGCACAAAAGAUGAAGUCCCACUGAGCAGAUUUGAAGAGGAAGAAAAGAGAGAGAACGAUGAGGUGGCUGCUAUUGCAAGGAAACUGGAGGAAAAAUAUGGAAGCAAACCCAAAAAAAAGAAGGACCGCGUUCAGGACCUGAUUGAUAUUGGAUAUGGUUAUGAUGAUGAGGAUUCCUUUAUCGAUAACUCUGAAGCUUAUGACGAAUUUGUGCCGUCUUCCAUCACAACCAAAUUUGGUGGAUUUUAUAUAAAUUCUGGCAUACUGCAGUUCCGCCAGGCAUCUGAUGCUGAAGACCUGACAACAGAUGAAACAAUACCCGAGCCCUCAAAAAAACGUAAACUCAAUGGCAGUAAGGACAAACCAAAGAAGAAAGCGUGCAGGGAAGAUGGAGAAAUACGAACCAACGUGGAUCAGGAGUCAAGCAUUGUGUCUAAUAAUGGGGUGGGUGAUGAGCUAAGAAAGAAAAAGAAGAAGGCUGCAGGAACUCUGAGCGUCACCAGCAUGUUGAAGAAAUUUCAAAGAGAGAAGGAGAGGGAGCGACAGAAGAUGGAGAAAGCAAACCAGAGGGCAACAGCCAUCACAAGAGUUCCCACAUUCCCUCUGUGCCCAGCAGAUGCAGCAGGAGGUGGAGGUUCAGGACUGACUGACCCUCUGCUUAGUUUGAUCGGAUCCACCAAUGACCACGCACUGAUUCAGGCUGCAAACACGGUGGAUUUUGACAUUGAUUUGGAUUCUCUAUUAGACGUCAGUGAAGACUCUUCAUCAUCCAAAACUGCUUCACAACCUCCAACAGACGAGCAGCUCUCCCAGCCUAAAUCUGAUGUUUAUACUCAAUCUGACUUUACUCACAUUGAAGUUCAGCCUGAAAAUAUAAAGACAAACCUGUCACUAAAACCUCAGACAGAGCGGACUCAGAUCGGCUCUACCUCAGCUCAGCAUGUGCUGCUGCCAGAGGGACUGCCUGCCUCAUUGGAGGACAGCAUUCAGAAACUCAUGAUGGCUGCCAGAACCUCAGAGGGAGAGUCUAAAAAGAAGUUCUUCUCUCCUGAAAUUAACUCAGUCCUGCUCGAUGUCGAGCUCCAGUGUCGGGAACACGGCAGCCAGCUGCGCUCAAAGGUGUUCACACAUCUGUCGUCUUUCCUGCCUUGCAGCAAGGACACUCUCCUCAAACGUGUAAAGAAACUGUUAGUCGCACAUAUGGAAGGGCAGCCUGAUGUAGAGGAUCCUGUGCAAAAACUUAAGGAGGCAAUUGGCAAAGUUAUGCCUGACCAGAUCGCUACUUUCCUUGAAAACUGCCAAGCAUAUGAACAAGUUAAGGCGUCAAAGGCAACAGAAGAGAGAGAUGGCAAACAGGCACUCAGUGCUGGUCCAGAGGACAACGUGGAGGAGAAAAGUGGGAAAAAAGGAGGACCGAGGAAGUGGUUCAAAUGGAAUGAAGAGAUCAGGGAGUGCUUCUCUCAGGUUGUAAGGGUGAAAAUGGAGGGAUAUAAGAAGGAAAGAAAAGGAAGCCAGGAGAUGGAGGAAUACCUUAAGACCUUGUUAGACAACGAAGUUAAACCACUUUGGCCAAAAGGAUGGAUUCAGUCCAGGGUGCUGUUAAGGGUGAGCAAGAAGGUUUUAGGCCUCUCUCCAUCAUUACCAGUAAAGAGAGCAAAGUCUGAGAAGAGGCAGCAGCCGUCCAGCUGUGGUCCAGAGGUUCAGGAAUCUCAACCUCACAUCAAAGAAGCAGAAGAUGUCUUCACAGGGAGCCCAAGUACCUCCGUCUCUCCAUCAGUGGAUGGUGAGAAGGAGGAGGUUAAAUCAGGAGAAAGGAAUGCCAUGGACACCGGUUCCACUAAACCUGUAGAGACAAAUGGAUCCCCAGUCAUCACCACACCUCCUCCGACUUCUUCUCUCCUGGAUCUCCUGGCCGAUCAGGCGCUGGCUCGAGAGCAGCCUCUCUCAGUUUCUCAGGAGCUCCUAGCAGCAGCUGUGUCAAAAUACUACAAUUCAGUUCAACAUCGAAGCUUUGAGUUUGACACCAAGAGUCCUCUUCUUCCUCCCCCACCUCCUCAGACCAGCCCUGUGGUCAUGCCUGAGAAAAUACAGAUGGGAGACUUCACCCAAAACGUGGAUGCUGCUGACGUAGUGGUCAUCUCUGAUGAGUCCGACACGGCAGUUAUAUGACAAACCUCCAUGCAAAAUGGAGAGCUGAAUCUUGAACAUGGACUGCACACCUGAUGGGAUCAAAACACACAGGAGUUCUAACAUUGUUUACAGUUAACACUUUAGCUUUGACUAUCCAGCACUUGUUGAUUUGACAACAUGAAUCUUAUCUUUUCUGUAGCUCAGCAGGAUGUGUUGUGAUUCUUAUCAUCUUUACUUGUAUUUGGAUUAAUUGUUUUCUAAGAGAGAAGAAACAUGCGCAUGAAAACAGAAAUGGCACUUUAUCUUGUGAGCAUAAAAAUUCACUACCAGCACAUUAAAAUACCAAACCUCAACCCUGAUAUAGCAGUGAGUAAAUGUGAAAAACUAGACAUCUGUUUAGAGAGAUAUUGACUAUUUUCAAAUGGAAUGAUUUGUAAUGUGGUUGAUUUACUUUGAAUUAAUAAAUAAUGAAGAGCUUA